AUGGCGACAAGUCAGGAACUCAGUUCGAUAGAUUUUUAUGGAAAAGGCAGUACAACAUUCAAGAAACGAAAAAUUUCGCUUCUUAAUUCUAUCUCCCUCGAGCGGCUAUUUAUAACUAUCUGCCUUUUUGUCGUGCUCACGACCCUUUGGGCGAUACGUGACAUUCACAUUCUUCCGAAUGAAACCAACUCCGGCAUAUCUCUAGAAGCCUAUAGAUACGGACUUUCUAGGUGUGCUGCAAUAAAUCGCGCGAAACCAAAUAACAUUUUCGAAGGUGUACAACGUAGUAACCCACGAUUCGUUCCUGGUACAAAAACCUACGCAUUAACAAAUGGAAUUAUUCUAAAUGGAAUUGGGGAAACUAUCGUUGGAGAUAUAAUUUUGAAAAAUGGUAUUAUUGUUGCGAUUGGUCAAGAUCUUUCGUAUGACGAAGACGCGGUAGUUAUCGAUUUGAAGAAAAAGUUUGUCACCCCAGGUCUUGUUGAUAUGCAUAGUCACUUGGGUGUCGAUUCAUGGCCCUUUUUGGCGGCUACUUCUGACACAAACGAGAUGACCAAUCCGCUUACACCUUACGUCCGUGCUCAAGAUGGUCUCAAUCCGAGUGACCCUGCAAUUCGAAUCAUUGCAUCUGGCGGUGUCACCACAUCAUUGGUUCUUCCGGGGAGUGGCAACGUCAUGGGUGGAGAAGGCUAUGCGAUUAAAUUGCGACCAGUUAAUACACUCUCUGUAGAUGAUAUGAGCGUUACUGCAAACAUAAGCCAAAGCAAAGAAAGGUCAUGGCGAUGGUUGAAAAUGGCUUGCGGCGAGAAUCCGAAGAGAGCCUAUGGUAGAUAUCGUGGUGUGAUACCUUCCACGCGUAUGGGAGAAGCCUGGCUCUUUCGAAAACGAUUUGCCGAAGCGAAGAAGUUAAAAAUGCUACAGGACGAUUGGUGUAGUAUUUCCGCAAAGAUUGGCAAUAAUGCACGGAUGAGUACUCCUUUUCCAGAAGACCUUCAGAAUGAUGGUCUAGUAGCUUUAUUAAGAGGGGAUGCGAAAUUAAAUGUCCAUUGUUAUGAGACACACGACAUUGAAGCAAUGAUUCGACACUCAUUGGAAUUCGAUUUCACUAUUACCGCUAUUCAUCACGGCUUGGAUGCUUAUCGCAUUCCGGAUGUCAUAAAACGCGCGAGGGGUAAUAUUACAGUCGCCACCUUUUCUGAUCUCUGGGGUUAUAAGAAGGAGGCUUUUCAAGCUAGUACUAAGUCACCUAAAAUUCUGAGUGACGCGAAUAUUCCCGUAGCUCUAAAGUCCGAUCAUCCAGUCUUGAAUGCGCAACACUUAAUCUUCGAAGCAGCUAAAGCCCGUUAUUAUGGUCUUGACGAUCAACUUUCUCUGGCCGCCGUUACGUCUGUGCCAGCAAGGGCCCUAGGUUUGGACUAUCGAAUCGGGCAAAUUUCCGUCGGAUAUGAUGCCGAUGUGGUGAUUUGGAACGAUUAUCCGCUUUCUCUGGGAUCGGCACCGCUAGAAGUUUAUAUAGACGGAAUCCCUCAGUUUAAUACCGACAUUUCUGUGCUAGGGAAGGAUUCAUCCGGAUUUCAGAAUUUGGAGAAUAAGUUAAAUUCAUCUGAUCUGUCUCGUAAAUCGCGAACGGCGACAUCAUUUAUUGUAAAGAAUAUUGGAAAAGUAUUUAUUGAUGAAGCCAACACAAUGGAUACUUAUCAAUCGAAAACAGAAGAAAAAAUUAGCAUCGUGGUCAAAGAUGGAUUUAUCGAAUGCGUUGGCAUAAAUUGUACUUCCCCCGAACAAAUUUCGUUAUACGAAGUGAUUGACCUGAAUAACGGUUACGUGAUACCUGGUGUAACAGCCGUCGGCUCUGAUCUCGGACUAUCUGAAAUUAGUGCGGAAGAAUCUACCAAAGAUGGAAUUGUAACUUCCGAUGAUAUAAAUCAUGUGAUUCACGCAGUAGACGGGUUGAAAUUGGGAGGCAAACAUUUAGAAGUCGCAUAUAGGUCUGGAGUGCUCACGGCCAUAACCUCACCCCUCUCAUAUAGAGGAGUUAUUACGGGAAUAUCAGUCGCCUUCAAAACAGGCGCUCAAACAGUCAUUGAUCAUAAGGAUGGAGAAGUGAUUCUUAAAGAAUCGGUUGCACUUCAUGCCCAGAUAGGCACCCCAUUCAAAGAUGUUGCACAUCUACGGAGAAUCUUGAUAAAUGGUUUAACAAGUAAUUCGAGUGACAAUAUGUUCGGUCUCGCCGCACAUGGAAAGAUCCCUCUGAUUGUGUAUACUCAUAGUAAAGAUGAAAUAGCAUCCUUGAUUCGUUUAAAAGAGAAGGUCUCAUCAUACGGAUGUAAGGUAAAGUUUGUAAUUUUAGGCGGAGCGGAAGCACAUCUUUUAGCUCCCGAGUUAGCCAAACAUAAAAUUCCUGUUGUGCUCUUGCCACCACGUCCAACUCCUGAAUUGUGGACAGCUCAGAAUGUACUUACCGGAGCUCCAAUUGACGACAAAAUGGGAAUUGACAUACUUCACGCACACAAAGUGACAGUAGGAAUAGGUGUGAGCGAUUCUGGGCUUGCGAGAAAUUUGGUUUGGGAUGCUGGUUGGGCACAGAGAAGUUCAAGCGGAUCGAUUUCUGAAAAGGAAGCCGUCGGGUUUAUCACUUGGAACUUGAGAAAAAUUUUUGGACUUGAUGAGUUGAACUAUGGAUGUGGUCUCGGGACUAAAGGCAACAGGGCAAAUUUUGUCGCGUAUGAUGGAAGCCCCUUUGACAUGAAAAGUCGGAUUCGUGUAGUGGUUGGCGGUGGAAAAAACAUGGCGCUCAUUGACCCUGACGAUGAAUAG
Acaulospora morrowiae is the source of this 2817-nucleotide messenger RNA. Lineage: Eukaryota; Fungi; Glomeromycota; Glomeromycetes; Diversisporales; Acaulosporaceae. The record is from the annotation of a GenBank genome assembly.